GAGGACAUUGAGGCUGCAAAGAGACUUUUGUAGUCGUUUAAGUUCCGUUUUCUCUGCGUUAGGGGUCUGGUUCGAAAAGCACAGCCUCCUUCUUCCCUCCAACUUCUUAAGAGUUUCAGAUCUGCGCUUCAGAGAGAAUGGAGACUUUCCUAUUCACAUCUGAAUCCGUGAACGAGGGUCACCCCGACAAGCUGUGCGACCAGAUCUCUGAUGCAGUGCUCGAUGCCUGCCUUGCCCAGGACGCUGACAGCAAGGUUGCCUGCGAGACAUGCACCAAAACCAACAUGGUCAUGGUAUUUGGAGAGAUCACCACCAAGGCCAAUGUUGACUAUGAGAAGAUUGUUCGUGAAACUUGCCGCAACAUUGGAUUUAUUUCUGAUGAUGUAGGUCUUGAUGCCGAUAACUGCAAGGUCCUGGUUAACAUUGAGCAGCAGAGCCCGGAUAUUGCCCAGGGUGUCCAUGGUCACUUCACCAAGAGACCUGAGGAGAUUGGUGCUGGUGACCAGGGUCACAUGUUUGGUUAUGCCACUGAUGAAACCCCUGAAUUGAUGCCCCUUAGCCAUGUGCUCGCCACCAAGCUUGGUGCUCGCCUUACUGAGGUUAGGAAGAAUGGUACCUGCCCCUGGUUGAGACCUGAUGGCAAGACCCAAGUGACUGUUGAGUACUACAAUGAAAAUGGAGCUAUGGUUCCAGUGCGUGUCCACACUGUCCUCAUCUCCACCCAGCAUGAUGAGACUGUCACAAACGAUGAGAUUGCUGCUGACCUCAAGGAGCAUGUUAUUAAGCCUGUUGUCCCAGAGAAGUACCUUGAUGAGAAGACAAUCUUCCACCUUAACCCCUCAGGCCGCUUUGUGAUUGGUGGCCCUCACGGUGAUGCAGGUCUCACUGGACGCAAGAUCAUCAUUGACACUUAUGGCGGUUGGGGAGCCCAUGGUGGUGGUGCUUUCUCCGGAAAGGACCCUACCAAGGUGGAUAGGAGUGGUGCUUACAUUGUCAGGCAGGCUGCCAAGAGCAUUGUAGCAAAUGGGCUUGCUCGCAGGGCCCUUGUGCAGGUCUCUUAUGCCAUUGGUGUGCCUGAGCCCUUGUCGGUCUUUGUCGAUACAUACGGAACUGGAAAGAUUCCAGACAAGGAGAUCCUUAAAAUCGUGAAGGAGACCUUCGACUUCAGGCCUGGAAUGAUCACCAUUAACCUGGACCUCAAGAGGGGUGGCGGUGGAAGGUUCUUGAAGACGGCUGCCUAUGGACACUUUGGAAGGGAUGACCCCGACUUCACCUGGGAGGUUGUGAAGCCCCUCAAGUGGGAGAAGCCUCAGUCUUGAGCUUGAGAUUGAACAAGUCAAGUCCCUGCUGUUGAAGGCUUUUGCAUUAAUUGGCACUGGAUGAAUAAUUCGUGUGUUUACUUGCUGCUGCAGCUCUACACUCUAAAACAAAUUUCUAAUGUUCUAAUUUCAUACUUUUGAAGGUCCUUUUUUCUAUUAUUUGUUUUUGGUUUAUCUUAUUUCAUUUUUCUGUAAUAUGUUGUCUUCAUCACCAGUGUCUCUACUCUAUAAUGAAAGAGAAUUUUGUUCAAAUU
Prunus persica (peach) is the source of this 1573-nucleotide messenger RNA. RefSeq names its product S-adenosylmethionine synthase 1. Lineage: Eukaryota; Viridiplantae; Streptophyta; Magnoliopsida; Rosales; Rosaceae. Gene Ontology annotation, cellular component: cytosol. The record is from RefSeq and is a predicted model, not a curated record. Gene Ontology annotation, molecular function: methionine adenosyltransferase activity; ATP binding. Gene Ontology annotation, biological process: S-adenosylmethionine biosynthetic process.